This is a messenger RNA of Pediculus humanus corporis (human body louse), 1773 nucleotides long. RefSeq names its product glucose dehydrogenase, putative. Gene Ontology annotation, molecular function: ecdysone oxidase activity; flavin adenine dinucleotide binding. Bases 1 to 1773 code for a protein of 590 amino acids. NCBI's taxonomy places the organism in Eukaryota, Metazoa, Arthropoda, Insecta, Psocodea, Pediculidae. The transcript has 7 exons. The record is from RefSeq and is a predicted model, not a curated record.
AUGUUCGACUUGUUGCACAUCGGUGGCGGUUCGGCGGGUUCUAUUAUCGCAGGAAGAUUAUCAGAUAAUUUAAACGAUGCAACGAUUUUGUUAAUCGAAGCCGGUGGACAUGGUUAUGAUAUUUUUAACAUUCCAUUUUUAGGACCGUUAAAACAAAUGUCUUCGAUCGAUUGGCAAUACACAACGAUUCCUCAAAAAAAUUCUUGUUUCGCAUUAGAAAACAAUGUAUCAAAAUGGCCAUCUGGUAAAAUAUUAGGAGGAUCAACUCAUUUAAAUUAUAUGAUUCAUUUGGAGGGUGAUGUGAACGAUUAUAAAUCAUGGAAGGAUCCACAUUCAAAUGAUUGGGAUGAGAACGACAUUAAUUAUUAUUUUACAAAAUCAAAAAAAUGUUUUUCAAAUCGACAAUGCAAGUUUAAAAUCGAUAAGGGAAGUGUCAAUGUCAGAAAUUCAAUACAUUCCACUAAAUUGUCAGAUGCCAUACUCGAUGCUGCCAAAGAAUUGGGAUAUAGUUUAAACGAUUUGAAUUCGAAAACAAGCACAGGAUUUAUGAAACCUUUUUUAAAUAUAAACGAAAUGGGAAUGAGAUGGACAAGCGAUCAAUAUUUAAAAGGAGUCAUGACGAAAAGGAAAAAUGUAAAGAUUUUAACUCAUGCGAUUGUUGAAAAAAUAUUAUUACUUAACAAUUAUGAAGCUUAUGGUGUUAGCGUUCGAACAAUCUGCGGUCAAUCACUGACCAUACAUGCUAAUCUGGAAAUAAUUGUGUCUGCUGGAACAAUAGGUUCUCCAAAAUUAUUAAUGCUCUCUGGUAUCGGUCCAAAAAAUUCAUUACAUGAAUCGAAUAUAUCAUCCAAAGUGGAUUUGCCCGUUGGUAAAAAUCUUAAAGAUCAUUUGACAACCGGUUUGGAUCUUGUUAUUCUCGACAAACAUUUAUUUUCUUACGUCGAUUUAAUGUUGCCAUCAUCCGCGUAUGAGUUUUUCGCACGUGGAAAAGGUCCUUUUACCAGCGGGUUGGUCGACGUCGUCGGAGUCGUACGUUCAUCUUUAAUGGGAAAAUUUGAUGGGAAAAAUACGAGUCCCGAUUUGGAAUUUAUGGUUAUGAUGGCUGGCGUGUCUUCAGAUCAAGGAGUUUUCAUGCGAAAAUCAAUGGGAAUUUCUCAGAAGGUUUGGGAAAAUUAUUUUAAAUUUUUCACGAACGAAUCGGUCGUAUCAAUAUUACCAGUUCUUCUUCAUCCGAAAAGCGUCGGAGAAAUGAAUUUAAAUCCAAACGAUCCUAAUGGAAUGCCGUUAAUAGAUCCAAAAUAUUUAUCACAUGAAAAUGACGUAUUCACGUUGGUCGAAGGGAUAAGAACGAUUCGUAAAAUUACAAAAACGAAAAGUCUUGCCGAUUUCGGCGUGAGAUUUAACGAUAAAAAAUUUCCCGGAUGUGAAAAUUGGAAAUUUGAUUCAGAUGAAUAUUGGCGUUGCUACGUCAAACAUUUAACCCUCACCGUUUAUCAUCCUGUGGGAACUUGUAAAAUGAGCGAAAUGGGAAUUGACGGCGUAGUUGAUUACAAUUUGAGAGUUCACAAAACGAAUAAAUUACGCGUUAUUGACGCAUCAAUAAUGCCAACAUUACCAAGUUCGAAUCCGAAUGCUGUCGUUAUUAUGAUUGCGGAAAAAGGUUCGGACAUGAUUAUAGAAAAUCAUAAUAAUCGAUUUUCUUCGUGUUCGAUUCGCGACAUGUUUAUCACUCCUAAGGUUUGUCAAAUAAGGAGAAUGAGUACUACUAUUUAA